Messenger RNA from Labrus mixtus (cuckoo wrasse), 2903 nucleotides. Its product is annotated as bifunctional 3'-phosphoadenosine 5'-phosphosulfate synthase 2-like. The record is from RefSeq and is a predicted model, not a curated record. Gene Ontology annotation, biological process: sulfate assimilation; 3'-phosphoadenosine 5'-phosphosulfate biosynthetic process. Gene Ontology annotation, molecular function: adenylylsulfate kinase activity; ATP binding; sulfate adenylyltransferase (ATP) activity. The coding region runs from base 225 to 2123 and encodes 632 amino acids. The transcript has 13 exons. NCBI's taxonomy places the organism in Eukaryota, Metazoa, Chordata, Actinopteri, Labriformes, Labridae.
UCGAAGGAGGAGGGCUGGAGGCUGGGCCAGCGGAAUGCUACGUGUCUUGGAAGUCCCUUUUAAAAAAAACCAAAAAAAAAAAAAAACAUCGUCUUCUUCGAGUACCGCAGCCAAAAGUUUUGAGAUUUACAACUCAAACGACCGGCUCAUCCUCCCAGGCCCGUGUGUGCAGCAGACCAGCCCCGUGUUCAGCAGUCCGUCGGCGGUAAUACACUUGCGGGAAAAUGUCUGGAGUGAAAAAGCUUUGCACGGAUCUCAACAGAUCGACUAACGUGGUUUACCAGGCCCACCAUGUAAGCCGAAGCAAGAGGGGGCAGGUUGUGGGAACCAGGGGAGGCUUCAGAGGCUGUACCAUUUGGCUCACCGGUUUGUCCGGGGCCGGAAAGACCACCAUCAGUUUUGCACUGGAAGAGUUCCUGGUGUCUCAUGCUAUCCCCUGCUACUCACUGGAUGGAGACAACAUUCGCCACGGCCUGAACAAGAAUCUUGGCUUCUCAGCAGGCGAUCGAGAGGAGAACAUCCGUCGUAUUGCUGAGGUGGCCCGACUGUUUGCAGACGCCGGGCUGGUGUGCGUCACAAGUUUCAUCUCUCCUUUCUCUAAGGAUCGUGAGGAAGCCAGAAAGAUUCAUGCAAGUAACGGGUUGCCAUUUUUCGAGGUGUUCAUCCACGCUCCUCUUGAGGUGUGCGAGAGCCGGGAUGUAAAAGGACUUUACAAGAAGGCUCGUGCUGGAGAGAUCAAAGGUUUCACUGGGAUUGACUCAGAUUAUGAACGCCCUGAGAUUCCCGAUCUUGUGCUGAAAACUGGUGAGCUCACGGUGAACGAGUGCCUCCACCAAGUGUUGGAGCUGCUCAGGGAUCAGGAUAUUGUACCCAGCGAGAUCAUGGAGGAGUUGAAGGAGCUCUUUGUCCCGGAGAACAAGCUGAAUCUCGCUGUGGCUGACGCAAACACGCUUCCCACCAUCAGCAUCACCAAGUUGGAUCUGCAGUGGGUGCAGGUUUUGGCAGAGGGCUGGGCUAGCCCUCUGAAAGGCUUCAUGAGAGAGAGAGAGUUCCUGCAGGUCUUGCACUUUGGCAACCUGUUGGACGAAAUCCGACCAAGUUCCACCAAACCAGCGAAACCCCCUGCAUCCAAACAUAAUGGCGGGGCUAUCAACCUGACUGUUCCCAUCGUCCUGCCUGUCAGCGCUGAGACCAAACAGCAGCUGGACGGCUGUGCGGCCAUUGCUCUGGAGUACCAGGGUUCACGUGUGGCUGUCCUCAGGAACCCCGAGUUUUAUGAACAUCGUAAGGAGGAACGCUGCGCCAGGCAGUGGGGCACCACAUGUCCACAGCACCCUUACAUUAAGAUGGUUAUGGAGGGAGGUGAUUGGCUGGUAGGUGGCGACCUGGAGGUUCUGGAGCGAAUCAAAUGGAACGAUGGACUCGACCAGUACCGCCUCACUCCACAGCAGCUCAAGCAAAAGUUCAAAGACAUGAAAGCAGAUGCCAUUUUUGCUUUCCAACUUCGUAACCCAGUACACAACGGUCAUGCCCUGCUGAUGCAGGACACCAAGCGGCGCCUUCUGGAUCGUGGCUACAAGAAUCCAGUCCUCCUGCUGCACCCACUCGGAGGCUGGACCAAAGACGACGACGUGCCUCUGGACUGGCGGAUGAAGCAGCAUGCUGCUGUCUUGGAGGAGGGCGUCCUGGACCCGGCCAACACCAUUGUGGCCAUCUUCCCCUCACCUAUGAUGUAUGCUGGGCCCACAGAGGUUCAGUGGCACUGUAGAGCUAGAAUGAUCGCCGGAGCAAACUUUUACAUUGUUGGCCGGGACCCUGCUGGCAUGCCUCACCCAGAAACUAAAAAGGACCUCUAUGAACCCACUCACGGGGGCAAGGUCCUCACCAUGGCACCAGGUCUCACCUCUGUGGAGAUCAUCCCCUUCAGGGUGGCUGCAUACAACAAGACUAAGAGGGCUAUGGACUUCUACGACAAAGCCAGACAUGCUGACUUUGAAUUCAUCUCUGGAACCAAGAUGAGGAACAUGGCUCGAAGCGGAGAGAACCCUCCGGAAGGUUUCAUGGCCCCAAAGGCCUGGAAGGUGCUGGUGGAGUACUACACCUCGCUGCAGAAGGACAAGUAGUAGACAAAGUCAUCCAGCUGGCCAGACAACAGAGUACUGUAAAAGGAUACAAGAGGUUCUUAAGAGGGUAUUUUAGAUAGAUUUUUGUAAAAUCACUUAUAAAAUAUGCACAUUAAGAAUUAUGUAUUUGCUACAAAUAAUGAGUUGUGGGUGUUUUAUAUAAGUCUUCACCAAACCAAAAUGAAUCUUCUUACAGCAGUUAAGAGAUAUAAUUUUUACCUUCCUAUAAAACAAUGUGAUUUAUAAAUCCAUUGUAUGUUUAUAUGCAAAUUAACUUAAGCUAUGUAUUUUAAUAAAUUAAAAUUAACUUGAGAUUCUUUUUUUAUUUUUAGUUGGGGUUUUUUUGGAGCACAUUCCAAAACAGAAGACAUUUUUGAUAUUUGCAUGUAAUUAUCUGAAGGAUGUGAUACAUAAAAGAAACGUAUAGAUUUCACUUUUUUUAUAGCAUUUUAUGGAAAUGGUCAUGUUAUUAGUAUACGAGCUGAAUGAGAGUCGGUGUCAGUUUUAUCACUACCUAAAGCGCCUCUUUACAUGUAUGGAUGUUGAUUAAUUCAUCAUGUUUCAUAUUGUUGGGAAAUACAACCUAGAUAUAAAUGUGUCAAAAUGUGAAAGUGCCUUACUCUGAAAAUGUCAAAAUUGUAAAUCAGAAACUGCACGAAUCUCUGACUGAUGUUGUCUAUAAUGUCUCUGACAACUGUGUGAUUGUAUGAGAGGGCAUGUGCAUUCAUAUAAUAAUAAAGACCUGAAGGACAAAGGUUGUCCAAUUCAGUAAUAAAGUAA